This is a messenger RNA of Hemisphaericaspora subhashii, 816 nucleotides long. Its product is annotated as Golgi transport complex subunit. Bases 1 to 816 code for a protein of 271 amino acids. The record is from RefSeq and is a predicted model, not a curated record. Lineage: Eukaryota; Fungi; Ascomycota; Pichiomycetes; Serinales; Debaryomycetaceae. The transcript has a single exon.
AUGUCGUCAUUGAUAGGGAACACUUCAGCAGGAUCGGAUAGCAAUAUAGAAGAAUCAUUAACGAUGUUCUUUGAUAAUAAUUUUAAUCCCUCGGCGUAUAUCGAUAAAUUAAUCCAAUCAAUAAUUCACCAAGGUGGUUCUACCGCUAGUGCCACGCCAAUCUCAACAUAUUCCCAAAGUUCAUUAUCAAAUGUCUCGAACGAUAUUUCUGAGUUAAUAACGCAUUUGGAUUAUUAUACUAAUGAAUUGUCUAAUCAUAAUCUAAAACAAAAAUUGGACACGUUGGAGAAAUCAAACGCAUUGAUAUUCCCGCAUGGAAUUAAUAGUGGGGAUCAACAAGAAGAGAAUGGUGGUUCGACGAGAAUACAGUAUCAUAUCAAUAUUCUUAACAAUUCAAUCAUCUCUCUCCAAUCUGAGUUGCUGACGAUAAAUGAACAAAUAGAUAAAAGUUUGGAAGCGACAACUAAGAAUUCACAACCUAUAAAUAACUUGAUAGAGUUGAAAAGAGUAAAAGCAAAUUUAUCUAAAGUGGUACAAAUAUUUGAGUUGAUUAAAGCAUCAAUUAGCAAGAAAGGUGGGGACUCAGAGAAUAUUUAUACAGCUGAGGAAUUUCAGAGAUUAUUGGAUGAAAUGUAUGAAAGUAUAAAGUCACAACUUGAGAGUAAUAAGAAUAGGGAAAAGCUACUUGCUCAUGUUGAUAAAUUGAUAGAAUUGAAUUCGUUGUUUGUUAAUCUAUCGAAAUUCAAUCCGAUCUUUAAGAAGUUUGUUAGCAAACUUGUUUCUUUGAAAGACACGUACCUGAGAUCAAGGUCAUAG